This is a messenger RNA of Beauveria bassiana ARSEF 2860, 2661 nucleotides long. RefSeq names its product WD domain-containing protein. The transcript has 2 exons. The coding region runs from base 1 to 2661 and encodes 886 amino acids. Gene Ontology annotation, cellular component: nuclear replication fork. The record is from RefSeq and is a predicted model, not a curated record. Gene Ontology annotation, biological process: mitotic cell cycle; DNA repair; DNA-templated DNA replication. Lineage: Eukaryota; Fungi; Ascomycota; Sordariomycetes; Hypocreales; Cordycipitaceae. Gene Ontology annotation, molecular function: protein binding; chromatin binding.
AUGGACUCCACGCUGGCCCCGCGGCCGCGGCCACGCCCAGCACACACCCAAGGAACCACACGCUGUGCCUAUACCCCCGACGGCACGCGGCUCGUCACCGUCGGCUCCAACAACACGAUCCGCCUCUACACGACGGGCUCCGACGGCGAGCCCACCAACAUUGACGACUGCCAGGAGCAAAACAUUGCCGUCGCCGCCAGCAAAACCUCCUUUGUCGUCGGCUCCGAGGACGGCACCGUCAGCCUUUUUUCCCUAGAGACGGCCUCGUUUGAGAAAUUCCUGCUGCGCACGUCGCUGCCGGUCCGCGACGUCGCCCUCACACCUGGCGCGGGGACAUGGUGCGCCGUGACGAGCGACGAGCUGACGGUUAAGAUUGUGAAUACACAGGACAUAUCGCAGGUGCGGCACCUACGCGAGCACGGGCGGCCGGCGCGGCACGUCGCGUUUGAUCCAAAAGCCAGCCUCGUUGCAGUGUCGGGCACAGACGGCAUCGUGUACAUAUACUCGUUGACGGCGGAGGAGCCGGAGCUGAUUCGCAAGAUUGACGGCGUGAUUGGCGCGCUCGAGAGCGACGGCACGGCGAGCUCCAAGGCGGCGUGGCACCCGGACGGCAGGGCGUUUGCGGUGCCGACGCCAACGCGGGAUAUCCAGGUCAUUUCAAAAAAUGACUGGGAAAAGCAGCGCUGCUUCGAAAACGGCCACAUGGGCGACAUCACGGCGCUCGCGUGGUCGCCCAACGGCGCCAUGCUUGCGUCGGCGGCCAAAGACGGCAAGAUUCUCGUGUGGGACACCAAGACACAGGCUGUGCUUCAGCGCUACAACUUUUCCAACGUCAUCGACCUGUGCUGGCACCCGAGAAAGAACAUUCUCUCCUUUACGACAACAGAUGGCGAGGUGUACAUUUACCCCGACUUUCUCAGCGACCAGUUUGCGCCGCUUCUCAAGCUCAACCCGCAGCCCGCGCCUUUUAUUCACGAUCCGCUAUCCGAGAUUUCCGGCAACAGGCAGGCACUGCCCGUUUUCAACGGUCAAAAGGCUCAUGAUUUGCCUACGCGCCGCCGGCGCGACUCCUUGGGCAGCUUGGACUCGUUUCUCCGUGCCGGUGACGGCUUCGGCAACGCAGACGACGACGACUUUGUAGUCGACGACGACAAUGCGGGCUACGCGCCGGGCUUCCUCAAGCGAGGCCGCGAGGGUGACGACGACACGUACAACGGCCGCUCGCGCAAGCGCAGACACCUGCCCGAGCCCACCUAUCACGAGUCCUUCCAGCCGGGCUCUACGCCGUGGCAGGGCAACCGCAAAUACCUGUGCCUGAACCUGGUCGGCUUCGUUUGGACGAUUGACCAGGAUGCGCACCACACCGUCACUGUCGAGUUCUACGACCACGAGCUGCAGCGGGAUUUCCACUUCACCGACACGUUUCGCUACGACAAGGCGUGCCUCAACGACCGCGGGUCGCUCUUUGCGUGCCCGCCGCGCGGCGACGACCAGCCCGCAUGCAUCUACUACCGGCCGCACGAGAGCUGGACCCAGCGCCUGGACUGGCGCACCGAGCUGCCGCGCGGCGAGACCAUCACGGCCAUGUCGCUGAGCGACUCGUUCGUCACGGUGACGACCGACGCCAGCUACGUGCGCGUGUACACGCUGUUUGGCGUGCCGUACCGCGUGUACCGUCCCAAGAGCACGCCGACGGUGACGUGCGCCAGCUGGCGCGAUUACGUGCUGACGGUAGGCAACGGGCCGAUCGGGCCGGACGGGGCGGCGCGGCUGCUGUACACGAUUGAAAAUGUCAAGCGCGACGAAAUCUGUCAGAAUGAAGACACGCUCGCGCUGCCACCCGGCGCGACAUUGAAGAGCGUCUUUUUCUCCGACAAUGGCGACCCCUGUAUAUAUGACUCUACGGGCACGCUGCUGACGCUGCUGCACUGGCGCCAGCCCUCUCGCGCCUGCUGGGUGCCUCUCCUUGACACGCGGCUGCUGCCUCGCCUUGCCUCUGGCCGCAAGCAUGAGACGUAUUUUCCCAUUGCCGUGGCCGACGACAAAUUCCACUGCAUCAUCCUCAAGGGCGGCGACAAGUACCCAUACUUUCCCCGUCCGCUACUGUCCGAGUUUGACUUUUCCAUUCCUCUGACCUCGCCGCCCAAGAUCAAGGAAGCCAAGUCCAAAAAGAAGAAGAAGCAGCUCCACGAAGACGGUGAGGAUCUCGGCAUUGAGGUGGAAGAAGAUGCUUCAGACGAAGAAAUGCAAGAAGGCGACGACAACAACAACAAUGACGACGAUGGUGACGAGGAUGUUGUGGAGGAAUUGUCAGAGACCAAGAAGCUCGAGCAGGCGUUUGUGCUACGGGGCGUGCAGGCCGCGCAAGCGCAGGACGUGUUGGACGCGACAACGGGCGGGCACGCGCAGCGCAGCGUGCUGGCGCGGCUGGAGCUGGAGAUGGACAAGACGCUGCUGCAGCUGCUGGCGGUCGAGUGCCGCGAGGGCGAAGAGCGGGGAAUGCGGGCGCUGGAGAUUGUGCGGCUGAUGCGCGACCGCACUGGGCGCAUGGUCGAGGCGGCGGGCAAGGUGGCGGAGCGGUACGGGCGCGCGAUCCUGGGGGACAAGAUUCGCGAGGUGGGCGAGAGGAGGGUGGCAGGGGAGGACGACGACUUCUUCUAA